Molecule: messenger RNA, 954 nt
Organism: Blumeria graminis f. sp. triticale
Lineage: Eukaryota; Fungi; Ascomycota; Leotiomycetes; Helotiales; Erysiphaceae
Source: the annotation of a GenBank genome assembly
AUGAACUGUCUACUCGCCAUUCUUUUGUUGACAGAUCAAACCUCACAAGUAAAUGAUCGUCUAGCUAUCGUUAGUUUGGGGACAGAUAACAAUCUCCAUGAAAUGUACAAUCCAGAGGGAAUGCGCCAGUUUAACAGCGUUCGAUCUAGCGAUGACAUAAUGAUGGCCCGGAGCCCGACCAACGGAGCUGGCACAUACAUUACGAUAUAUUGCUCACCCUCACAGACGAUAACAGCUUUGAGUAAUUUUAUCACCGCAGGCGCAACGCGGCUACCUAAUGGUCCACAAAAAGGCUUCCAACAAGAUCAGGAAUCAGAGCUAGGAUGCUACAAUCAUGUUCAAACCGAACUGAAUAAUGCAGGCAGUCAAUUUUCUAUCCUUGCUAAUGAUCUUGUCAAGAAUGAUCAAUGUACUCAAAGUAUGCUUUACAGUCUGCAGUUUCAGGGUAGAAUUUCAUGCGUCACCCCUGAUAUGUUGACAAAUGCGCCACAAUCCAAAUACUCCGGGAAAGUAUUGUUUACAGAAUUAUUUAAAAUGGAAAGUGUGGUGCUAAAAAGAAGCUUUCUCAUGACUCAGGGUACGGCAAGUGUGCAAUUUGGGCUAGCAUGGCAUCAGGGCAACUUGAAACUAUUUGCGAGAAAGAAUGGCUCUCUCGUAUGGCAUCCAACAAACAACUUAAAGCAAGAUUCGGAAGAUUUUAAGCAUAUCCUUCCCAUCCUAAUCAAUUCACUUCUCGAGAUUGGCCUAAUCAGAACUGAAUUAAAUAUGGGUAAAUAUAUGCCAGAUUUAAUCCCAGGAAGAAAUCGACAUUCUGGCACCAGCAAAGCAUCCGCAAGACAGUACAAGUUCAAAGAACUUCUCAGUAAACUAGGUGAUCAUAAUUUGAAGUUUGCUGAGACACCUGCAAAGGGCUUUUUAAAUACAGAGGUGGAUAAAUAUUCAAAGUAUUACUAG